Messenger RNA from Rhopilema esculentum, 1900 nucleotides. Its product is annotated as methylmalonate-semialdehyde/malonate-semialdehyde dehydrogenase [acylating], mitochondrial. The record is from RefSeq and is a predicted model, not a curated record. Gene Ontology annotation, biological process: thymine catabolic process; L-valine catabolic process. Gene Ontology annotation, cellular component: mitochondrion. Gene Ontology annotation, molecular function: methylmalonate-semialdehyde dehydrogenase (acylating, NAD+) activity. Lineage: Eukaryota; Metazoa; Cnidaria; Scyphozoa; Rhizostomeae; Rhizostomatidae.
UCGAUCGGCGCAAAAGCAAAGCGUGUGACCACUGAUCUGCGUGAGUGUGACGCGUAAGCCUGGCGAGCUGUGGUGGGAAAAGGCACACAUUGAACUGCAAGAACGAUGGCAAAAUUACUCUCUGGUAAUAGAAAUGGCAUUUCAAAAAUUGCUUGCCAGGCAAUGAGAGCAAGUUUGGCGGCUCGCUGCUACAGUCCUGCAAGCUCUGUUCCAAAUACGAAACUUCUGAUUGAUGGAAAGUUUAUUGAAUCACAGACCAAUGAAUGGAUACCACUUUAUAACCCAGCAACAAAUGAAGUGAUUGGCCAGGUACCCAAAGCAACCCAAGGUGAAAUGGAAGCAGCCGCAAAUGCUGCUGCCAAGGCUUUUCCUGCCUGGUCCAACACCUCCAUCCUCGCACGUCAGCAGAUAAUGUUCAAAUUCCAACAUCUUAUUAAAGAGAACAUGGAUAAACUGGCAGCAAAUGUUACUUUGGAACAAGGAAAGACCAUCCCAGAUGCUGAAGGAGAUGUCAUGAGAGGAUUACAGGUUGUCGAGCAUGCUUGCUCAGUCACGUCUUUGCAGCUUGGAGAAACUUUGCCAUCAAUCUCAAGAGACAUGGAUACCCAUUCCUACCGUGUCCCAAUUGGUGUUUGUGGUGGAGUUUGCCCAUUCAAUUUUCCUGCUAUGAUUCCUCUAUGGAUGUUCCCUCUGGCUAUUGUUUGUGGCAACACAUAUGUGAUGAAGCCUUCAGAGCAAGAUCCUGGGGCAGCAAUGAUGCUGGCCGAACUAGCUCAACAAGCAGGGGUGCCUGAUGGCGUUCUUAAUGUCAUCCAUGGUGCGAAGGAGUCCGUUGACUUCAUCUGCGACAAUCCUACCAUCAAGGCCAUUUCAUUCGUUGGAUCAGAUUUCGUUGGACAAUAUAUUUACGAAAGAGGAUCUAAAAAUGGAAAGAGAGUUCAGUCGAACAUGGGUGCGAAAAAUCAUGGUGUGGUAAUGCCUGAUGCUAACAAAGAAAUGACCCUUAACCAGUUGGUUGGGGCUGCCUUUGGCGCUGCAGGACAAAGGUGCAUGGCUCUUUCCACGGCUGUUUUUGUUGGUGAAGCAAAAGAAUGGAUUCCUGAACUUGUUGAAAGAGCAAGAAAGUUGAAAGUCAAUGCAGGUGACCAACCGGGGGCAGAUCUGGGUCCACUUAUAUCACCUGCAGCUAAGCAAAGGGUUCUCGAUCUUGUCCAGAGUGGCAUAGAUGAAGGGGCAAAGAUCGAUUUGGAUGGUCGUGGCAUCUCUGUUCCUGGCUACGAAAAGGGCAACUUUGUUGGACCCACAAUUCUUAGCGGUGUCAAGCCAAACAUGAAGUGUUACACAGAAGAAAUCUUUGGCCCUGUUUUGGUCAUUUUGGACACUGAUACUCUAGAUGAAGCAAUCGAAGUUGUUAAUUCGAACCCCUAUGGGAAUGGAACUGCAAUAUUCACUGCCUCUGGUGCCGUUGCUCGAAAAUACCGCGACAGUGUCGAUGUAGGACAGAUUGGAAUUAAUGUACCAAUUCCUGUUCCGCUUCCAAUGUUCUCGUUCACUGGAUCGCGUGGUUCUUUCCGUGGUGAUAUGAAUUUUUACGGCAAAGCUGGUAUUAACUUUUUCACACAAUUGAAGACAGUGACAAGCUUAUGGAGAGCAGAGGACACUUUGAGCAAAAAGGCGGAAGUAGCCUUCCCAAAACUUUAAUUUUAUGUAGUAGCGUCAGACGUACAUAGCCACUGAUAAGCUGUUUUUCAAUUGGCUACAUCAUCACACUGUAUUUGUAUCUUUACACGUGGGGACAUCUUGGGUGAAGUGGAUGUUGAGAUUUCUUCACCAGCUUUGUAUUUAUAACUGUUAAUUUCGUAUACUGAAUGAAUGCUUGUGAUUAAAUGAAUUAUUGUCA